This is a messenger RNA of Cimex lectularius (bed bug), 1506 nucleotides long. RefSeq names its product probable cysteine desulfurase, mitochondrial. Gene Ontology annotation, cellular component: mitochondrion; nucleus; cytosol. Gene Ontology annotation, biological process: [2Fe-2S] cluster assembly. The record is from RefSeq and is a predicted model, not a curated record. Bases 69 to 1415 code for a protein of 448 amino acids. The transcript is spliced from 11 exons. Lineage: Eukaryota; Metazoa; Arthropoda; Insecta; Hemiptera; Cimicidae. Gene Ontology annotation, molecular function: pyridoxal phosphate binding; cysteine desulfurase activity.
AAACAUUAAUUUGGCCGGUUUCACUACUGUUACCCGCUAAUGUUGUGCAACUUACGAAUACCCCAAAAAUGCAAAAUUUCCGAAAUAUAUUCAGUGUCAUUGGGGGGAAAGGGUUAAAAUUCCCUGGGAACACCAUUUCACGACCGUUGUCGAACGCGCAAGAAGUGAGUACCAAUUCUAAAGAGAAUCUAAUUGCAAGCAUCAAUGGAAGGCCUCUCUACCUGGAUGCUCAGGCGACGACACCACUGGAUCCUAGAGUUUUGGAUGCAAUGCUACCAUAUUUGACAUCUUUUUAUGGUAAUCCACAUUCAAGAACUCAUGCUUAUGGCUGGGAAAGUGAAAAAGCUGUGGAGAAUGCUCGUUGUCAUAUUGCUGACCUUAUUGGGGCUGAUCCUAAAGAAAUUAUCUUCACCUCUGGUGCAACCGAAUCUAACAAUAUCGCAAUCAAAGGUGUUGCUAGGUUUUAUUCUUCAAAAAAGAAACAUGUUAUAACAACACAAACAGAACAUAAAUGUGUACUUGAUUCCUGCAGGGCUUUGGAAAAUGAAGGAUUUAAAGUUACUUAUUUACCAGUACAGUCAAAUGGGAUAAUCAAAAUGAUAGAUCUUGAAGCUGCUAUAACUCCAGAAACUUGUCUUGUUUCGAUAAUGACCGUUAAUAAUGAAAUUGGUGUUAAACAACCAAUUAAGGAUAUCGGUUUACUGUGCAGGCAUAAUAAAGUAUUUUUCCAUACUGAUGCAGCACAAGCAAUUGGAAAAGUUCCUGUUAAUGUGGAUGAAAACAAUAUAGACCUUAUGUCCAUAAGUGGACAUAAAAUCUAUGGUCCUAAAGGUGUUGGUGUCUUGUAUGUUCGAAGAAGGCCUAGAGUAAGACUGGAACCACUUCAGAGUGGUGGAGGCCAAGAGAGAGGGAUGAGAAGUGGCACAGUACCGACUCCACUUGUCGUCGGCAUCGGUGAAGCUUGUAGAAUUGCCAAAUGUGAAAUGGAGUAUGACCAUGCUUGGAUGGAAAAGCUGUCAAAUCAUUUGAUUCAAAAAAUAAGUGGCAGUCUAACUCAUGUUGUUAGAAAUGGUGAUCCUGUACAUACAUAUCCAGGCUGUGUCAAUUUAUCAUUCGCGUUUGUUGAAGGUGAAUCACUUUUAAUGGCUUUAAAAGAUGUUGCAUUGUCUAGUGGCAGCGCUUGCACUUCAGCAUCAUUAGAACCAUCGUACGUCUUAAGAGCUAUAGGAGCAGAUGAAGACCUUGCUCAUUCUUCUAUCAGAUUUGGACUUGGGCGGUUUACAACAAUCGAAGAAGUUGAUUACACAGCAGAUAAGUGUAUACACCAUGUUAAAAGAUUAAGAGAAAUGAGCCCUCUGUGGGAAAUGGUUCAAGAAGGGAUCGACUUGAAGACAAUAAAAUGGUCUCAGCAUUAAAAAAAGGAACAAAAUACACACAAACACUAUUUACUAGUGAGCUUUCCCUAUUAAGAUUGCUUUUGUUGAUAAAUUAAAAAAAAAAAAUCCA